UCCUUGUCUCACAUCUUUCUUUUUUAUUUCUUUUCAAGGCUAGUGGGCUGGCAGGCUGCAGCAGGCAAAGAAGAAAGUGUGGCAUGUUCCCCCGUCUCUUGUGAGGACCUCCCUGCGGUGACACGCGCCAUUGUCGUCGUUUUCCAGAUUUUUAGCACAGCUCCUAUCAUCAUCCUCUUCACAAUAGACGGAUAGAAGUUUUUGAAUUAUGUAUCACCAGCCUCCUCCAAAUGUUGACUCUACAACGUCAAUUGAGGGUAUGUCUGGAGCUCUGCCCUCCAAGACACCAGUAUCCCUCCUACAAGAAUUAUGUAUGAGACGUGGGAUUUCCCCAAAAUAUGAUUUACUGCAAAUAGAAGGUGCAGUUCAUGAGCCAACAUUUGUAUACAGAGUAACUGUUGGAGAAUUUGCUGCAAAUGGCUCUGGCCAGAGCAAAAAAAAGGCCAAACACGCAGCUGCCAAAGCUGUGUUGGACAUCAUAAUCCAGGGUGGUGCGGCAAGUACUGGAGGUCCCACAACUGGUGGUCCACCUGGUGCACCACCUGAACUGUCUACUCAGAUAGUAUCCCCUUAUGAUGAUGGUAUUCCAGGGAAUCCUGUAGGAUCCUUGCAGGAGCUGUGCAUGGCGCGUCGGUGGCCCCCUCCCACAUAUGAGCUCACUUCGGAGGAGGGCUUCCCUCAUGAGAGGACUUUCUCCAUUGCUUGCACAAUUGGCACCACCAAAGAAGUGGGUACAGGAAAGAGCAAAAAGUUGGCCAAGAGACAGGCUGCAUAUAAGAUGACUCAGCGAUUGAAAGAUCAGCCAGUUGAACAGCCUCAAGUCAAUGUGCUUGCAGAUGAUGACGACGAGAUCGCCCAGAAGCUUGCAGCAAGGUAUUCUGGCUUGAAGGACUCGAAGGUGCUGUCUCUUAACACCAGUGACUCGCGGAAGGUGAGUCACUUCCACAAGAACUUAAAGCAGUCACCCGGCAAGAAGCUGCUGGAGCUACAGACAAUGUCCUUGAAUAACAUAAAUCUAAAUUUCACCCAAAUUCUUCAAGAUGUUGCACAGGAAGCUAAUUUUGUUGUUACUUAUGUAGAUAUUGAGGAAUUAUCAAUAUCAGGUCAGCACCAGUGUUUGGUUCAAUUGUCAACAAUGCCUGUGGCUGUGUGUUAUGGCACAGGUCCAAGUCUGAAGGAAGCUCAAUCAUCUGCUGCACAUAAUGCAUUGGAAUAUUUAAAGAUCAUGACCUGCAAAUAAAGCCCCACCCCCUUCUUAAGCAGCUGUGGAGAAGGGAACUGUUUGAAGGAAGUAUAGAGGGAGCUUUUAAUUAUCCAGUAUACCAAUGAAAGAUACCAGGUGUUGAGUGUCCCCUCUUAAUCAGAGACUUGGUACAAGUCAGAAGAUGUUUUGCACCCUCUUUUUGAGUGGCCAUUCUUACUGGCUGAGGAGAUUUCAACACUGUAGAAUCUUAAAAUAUCUAUGUAACAGCAGAAAAUUGCAGUAUAUAUGUAUAUAUUGCAGACCAAAAAAAUGAAAAACUCAUUCGCAAGAAUGGAAAAAAAAGUUACUUCUGUAACAUAAAAAAAAUUAGAAACUCGGAUCAGAAAUCUUGCAUGAUGUCUGUGGUACCUGUGGUCAACAUGCAACUCAAGAACCAGGCAGAAAUUGUAACUGCAGAAAUUUUUUUUUUAUUUAAUUUUUUAAUUUUUUUUUUUUUUUUGCUAAUAGUAGUUAUAGUUAAUAAUGAAAUAACAAGCAUUGAAUCCCAUAUUAGAAAAAAAUUUAAAUCGUAAAGUAAAAAAUUAGUUCACUUGGUAACUAAAAAAAAUCUGUAAGUACACAAAUAUUUACGUCUGCCUGGACAUUACAUUUUGACCUCACAGAGAUCCUGGUCAGAGUUUGCUCGUUGUGUGCAUCUGCUAUACUUUGCAUAGAACUAGUGAAGUGUGUGGUAGAGCACACGCUGGCUGACUUGGCCUCCAUGUUGCAGAUCAGUGAAAUGGUGUAAAGAAAGUCAAAAUAGUACCUGACAUUAUUCUAGUACAAUUAUUGUAGGUCAUAUGUUAUUUCUGAAAAUUACGUUUGAGUAUCAAUGGACACAGCACCAUGGUAGCAAAGAUGGAGUAAAAGUCAACCAGUGUGUGGCCUCCUGAUUAUGAAUGUACUGUAGUCUUGGUCCAGGUGUAGGUGUCGGUAGUGGAGUAAGUUGACAGGGUGGAUGGUUGGGUCACUUCUUUUAAUCUCCCAUUUCCAUCUUGGAACUUGAGAAUUAGAUUUAUAGUUACUGACCAUUUUAUAGAAAUGAUCAUGCUGGAAAUCAUACAAAUACAUGCAUUCUGUUGCAGCUUACUUGUGUAGUGUGGAAAUUUUCAAAAAUUUGUUCCUCCAACCCUUGCAAGUUACUCCAUACUGCAACUUAUAAUAAUGCUUUAUCCAGUAAGCUGUUACAUACAUAAUUCUUUUAGCUAAUGGGCAUUCAUUAAUUAAAUGCAAAGUAUAGAUGUUGGAUGAUCGUCGGAUUAUGUGAUGGGCUGCUCACAGGAGUCAAAAUGGAAACAUUCUAGAAGUAUUUAAGAUUUUCAUAAUUCAAACAGAUUUUCCUUGGAAGAUUUUAGUUUCAUGUAGGGUCCACUGAAGUUAUAUCUACUGUAUAAAUUUUAAGUUAGGUAUUCAGAUUUAUGUACACUAAUUUCCAGUAAUGUAAAGUUUAUUACGUUGAUGGAAAUAAUAGUUGUAUUUAUCAAUUUAUAUUUAGGCAUGCUGUUUGACAAACUGUAAUCUGCUUUUCGAAGAAACAAUAACUAAUUAAAAGGGAUGAAUUUGUACUGAGUUCAUCAUAAAUAAAGUAACAGUGGAGUAGAAAUAAAUGCAUUUUCAAACAAGCAUAGCUAAUAACCUGUGAGCAGCAAGGCCAUACCCCAAAGAAUAUUAAAGAAACUUCAGAAGUAAAUUUCUGUUGUGGGUGUGGUCUGGAAUGUAAAGCCCAUUGUCUGCGUGAGACAGCACACAGAGGGAUGAAUUGAAACACCUUGGUGGUAUCUACAAUUAGCAUGCUUGAGGAACCUUGAAUUGGACCCUUAACGUGUGUAUUGGUGUUUCGUUCAGUAGGAAUGCCCGCAGAGUGUGUGUGGUACUGUUGUCAUCUGUCUGUGUGCUGGCUUUAUUUUUUUAAUCACCUUGUUCAGUCUCCAUCAAAUGUUGCACAAAACACUGGGUUUUGCAAAUGGGUAUGUCAAGCCUGUUCAGAAGUGUUCAUCAUUAUUAUUAUUAUUAUAUUGCAUGAGUGUUAGUGCAUGUUGUAAGUCUAAUAAUAAUAAUUUGUUAUUUUACUACUUUUAAUCCUUUUAUAUUUUGGGUUUAUCUUUUAUCAAUUUCUGUUAUAGAUAUAUAAAUUAAUUCUACAAUUACUUUAUAUAAACUUUGAUGGAGACUGACUGAGAGUGAUUUCUCAUUAGGUGUUUCACUCCAAACAAGUGUAAGUCAUUACAAACUUCUCAAUGAUGGUGUCAGUUUUGUUUGGGUGUCAUCUAAGAGCUUCAUAGAUUUACUAGCCAGUCCCAUGCAUCUUUUGGGGAGAGUUGUGCUCAAAUAGUUCUCAUUGCCCAGAACUCCACAGUAAUAUUUUUAACAGAGGGGACAGUAUUGGAAUAAUAGCGAGGUGUGUUUUGUGGGGUCAGCUUUAGUAAACCUUUGAAGCACUGAAGUAUAUAUAUAUAUUUUUUUUGUGAAUUUCUAGUACAGUACAAUUCUUAUUUUGCGCAGAUUAUCUUUUCACUAUGGCAUCCAGAAGUAGAGUGCAAGAUGGCUUGCAUUCCCUUCGACUUUUUAUUUUGAGAGGAUUUAAAAUUCUGUCCUCUAAAUAACUGUGUCAGCUAUUGACAUGCAAGUGUAUUAAUUGGUCAAAGUCUAAAUAAAUAUUUUCUUCGAUAUCCUCUGUAGGUAAUAUAGAACCAAAUAUACACAUCAAUUGUCAGAAACAUGCAACAAAUGACAGUAAUCCACUAGCAUGUCCAUAGUUUAUACAUUGUUUAUAAUAUUUCAUUUAAGCUUAAGAUAUCAAAUCUCCAGUUACAUGUUUAGAGAAAACUGUAUAAGUAACAUCUUUUAAAAAGUAUGAAAUGCUAUAAUUGGCGGGGCACUCAGAUACUAUGAAAAAGGAUGAACAACGUUUCAGGAUUUAUGUUGUUAGUUGAAUAUAUCUUUGUGUCUUUCCAAUAUCCUCUAUUUAUUAUGUUAUAUGAGUCUGCACCAUGAUAAAUUUGCCAAACUCA
Macrobrachium nipponense is the source of this 4254-nucleotide messenger RNA. RefSeq names its product RISC-loading complex subunit tarbp2-like. Gene Ontology annotation, molecular function: double-stranded RNA binding; siRNA binding. Gene Ontology annotation, cellular component: RISC-loading complex; cytoplasm; nucleus. The transcript has 9 exons. Gene Ontology annotation, biological process: regulation of regulatory ncRNA processing; siRNA processing. The record is from RefSeq and is a predicted model, not a curated record. Lineage: Eukaryota; Metazoa; Arthropoda; Malacostraca; Decapoda; Palaemonidae. The coding region runs from base 209 to 1240 and encodes 343 amino acids.